Messenger RNA from Zingiber officinale, 916 nucleotides. RefSeq names its product rho guanine nucleotide exchange factor 8-like. Gene Ontology annotation, molecular function: guanyl-nucleotide exchange factor activity. The transcript is spliced from 2 exons. Bases 322 to 729 code for a protein of 135 amino acids. NCBI's taxonomy places the organism in Eukaryota, Viridiplantae, Streptophyta, Magnoliopsida, Zingiberales, Zingiberaceae. The record is from RefSeq and is a predicted model, not a curated record.
AUCUAUCUUCUUAAUCCAUUUCCACGUGAUUUGGAUUAAUUUGCCUGCAUCUUCGUCGACAAAGAUGGAAGUGCAUUGAUCGUUUUGCGCCGGAAAAGAUUGAAUCUUUGCUGACGUUUUGAGUCGGCAAGUUGCAAUCUCUAGCUUCCGUUAGGCGUCUAUGAUAUCGGAUUUUAGGGUUUUCAGCAAUCCGUCAAAAUUCCGCCGCGGAGGCGAUCGGCGUGCUCCCCUCUCCUCCACCCUCUGAUCUCCCGGAGAAGCGGAGAUGAGCUGGUGCACCCCCGGCAUCUGUGGACCAGGGUCCGCACGCUGAGCCUGCUGAUGGUGCGGUUCCUCAAACGGGGGCACGGCGCCGGGAAGCCCUACGAUGAGGAGCGCGACGAGGGGUGCGGCGCCGCCGUGCGCCAGGCGGAAAGUCCGAUACUGGAGGACGUGAGCUGGGAUGUCCUGGCUUUCGACGACUACGAUGACGACGACUACGGCGUCCUCUUCCAGGACCAAGGGGAGCCCGCCGCCGGCCGCCCCCGCAAGGCGCCGCUUAUCGGAGAUGAAACGCCUUCUGAAAUCGAACUGUUUAAGGACAGGUACGCAAAGCUGCUGCUUGGCGAAGACAUGUCCGGUUGCGGCAAAGCAGUUCCAUCGUCUCUUGCACUGUCCAACACCAUCACCAACCUCGCCGGUGCUUUCCUGUUCCCUCGACCAUCAUUUAUGCAAAAAGAUUUCUUGUGAGUGAUGGCAACAGAAGAAGUAACAUUUUCUGUUAUGCUUCUGGAUCAAAUAGCAUCUAUUUUCGGCGAACACUCGCGGUUAGAGCUGAUGUCUGCUGAAAGGAAAGCGAGGUGGAGGAGGGAGAUGGACUGGCUUCUAUCUGUUACUGAUCACAUUGUUGAGUUUGUUCCUUCCAGGCAGACAUAUA